AUGGAUAGGCCUAACGCUAGACGAAGAGCUUAUGAAUUAGCAUUUGAAAGUGACAGUGAAGAAGAGUACGUUGUUCGGCGACCUAGGUGGAUAAAAGAAAGGGCUAAUGAUUUUGAUGAUUUGGACGAAAUUGAUUUUGUUACCGGAUAUAGAUUAUCAAAACGCACUACUUUAUCAGUUUUGGAAACAAUCGAAGACGAGCUGGAGUUCCCAACAGACAAAAAUGACUGUGUGGCACCAAUCAACCAGUUACUCUGCGCCCUUAGAUUUUAUGCAACAGGCUGCUACCAAUCGGUAUCUGGAGAUUUAAGUGGGUUCAGCACAUCCACUUCUCACCGAAUUGUCCACAGAGUUAGCUGUGCUAUAGCUGCAAAGCGUGGGGAUUUUGUCGUUUUCCCGAAAACGCAAGAGGAAAUUAAAAGAGCUCAGCUGAAGUUCUAUGACAUAGCUCGUUUCCCAAGGGUUGUUGGUGCCAUAGAUUGCACCCAUAUUCGAUUUGGCAAAUGCCCUGAUUCUGCAAAUGGUGAGGUAUUCAGAAAUAGGAAAAACUACUUCUCACUAAAUGUCCAGGCUGUUUGCAAUGCGGACCUAGAGAUUACUGAUAUCGUAGUGAGGUGGCCAGGAAGCACCCACGACUCAUAUAUCUUCAACAACAGCCGACUAAAGAGAAUGUUUGAAGAAGGGAGGUAUGGAAAUGCUGUCUUGGUUGGAGAUUCGGGGUAUGCCUGCAAAAACUACAUGAUGACUCCAUUAGAUGUUUGCAACACUCAACCAGAACAUUUGUACAAUGAGUCGCAAAUACGGACUCGAAAUCCUGUCGAAAGAAUGUUUGGGGUGUGGAAAAGGCGAUUUCCGGCUAUGGCGUUAGGCCUGCGCUUAAGCUUAGAGAACUCAGUGCCUGUUAUUGUUGCAACGGCUGUGCUCCACAACAUAGCACAGCAAUCGAGAGAAGAGCUUCCUCCUGAUGACCAGGAAUUGGUUUUACCUGCUCCGUGGGAGACUCUUAUAGCAGAGGGUAACAUGGGUAUGCCUUAUGUUCCCGCUGGUGGACCUCAGAGAGAAAAUGUCAACUUCCUAGCACGACAGUCUUUAGUGACGAAUCAUUUUACCAGACUUGCUCAGUUGGCAGCUGAUUAUUGAAGACACG
Molecule: messenger RNA, 1147 nt
Organism: Macrosteles quadrilineatus (aster leafhopper)
Lineage: Eukaryota; Metazoa; Arthropoda; Insecta; Hemiptera; Cicadellidae
Product: putative nuclease HARBI1
Exons: 4
Coding region: 1-1140 (379 amino acids)
Source: RefSeq, a predicted model, not a curated record